GGCAGCGGCGGCGGCGACGGCGGCAGCGGGCACUGCGGCGCCGAGGCACGGAGACCGGACGGGAGCACAGCGAGCAGCGGCCAGGUGCUAAGAGAUGGCGCUCACACGUUCACACGUUUCAACCUCAUCUAAGAAUCAGGUGUUCGAGGUGGCAGAAGAGCUGACUGUGAACUUAGGCUCCCUGCUUGACUAAACCUUCACCACAGCCACUCAAGACCAAUAGCUGAGCAGGACUGCUCGGCUUCUCUUGAUGAUGGGUGUUGGUAAGAACACCACGUCCAAGUCAAUGGAGGCCGGGAGUUCCACAGAAGGCAAAUACGAAGACGAAGCGAAGCAUCCCACUUUCUUUACUCUUCCGGUGGUGAUCAAUGGAGGGGCCACGUCCAGUGGGGAGCAGGACAAUGAAGACACUGAGCUCAUGGCCAUCUACACUACGGAAAAUGGCAUUGCAGAGAAGAGUUCUCUUGCGGAAACCCUGGACAGCACUGGCAGCCUGGACCCCCAGAGGUCUGACAUGAUUUACACCAUAGAAGAUGUUCCUCCCUGGUACUUGUGCAUAUUUCUGGGCUUGCAGCACUACCUGACCUGCUUCAGUGGAACGAUUGCAGUGCCCUUUCUGCUGGCCGAUGCCAUGUGUGUGGGGUAUGAUCAGUGGGCCACCAGCCAGCUCAUUGGGACCAUUUUCUUCUGUGUGGGAAUCACAACACUGCUUCAGACAACAUUUGGAUGCAGGUUACCCCUGUUUCAGGCCAGUGCUUUUGCAUUUUUGGCCCCUGCUCGAGCCAUCCUGUCUUUAGAUAAAUGGAAAUGUAACACCACAGAUGUUUCAGUUGUCAAUGGAACGACAAAGAUGCUGCAGCUAGAAGACAGCUGGUAUCCCCGGAUCCGUGAGAUCCAGGGGGCCAUCAUCAUGUCCUCAUUGAUAGAAGUGGUCAUCGGCCUCCUCGGCUUGCCUGGGGUCCUGCUGAGAUACAUUGGGCCCCUGACCAUCACACCCACUGUGGCCCUCAUUGGCCUCUCUGGUUUCCAAGCAGCGGGAGAGAGAGCGGGGAAGCACUGGGGCAUCGCCAUGCUGACAAUUUUCUUAGUGUUGCUGUUUUCUCAGUAUGCCAGGAAUGUUAAAUUUCCUCUCCCAAUUUAUAAAUCUAAGAAAGGGUGGACUGCAUACAAGUUACAGCUUUUCAAAAUGUUCCCUAUCAUCCUGGCCAUCCUGGUGUCCUGGCUGCUCUGCUUCAUCUUUACAGUGACUGAUGUAUUCCCACCUGACAGCACCAAGUAUGGCUUCUAUGCCCGCACCGAUGCCAGACAGGGUGUGCUUCUGGUAGCCCCCUGGUUUAAGGUUCCAUAUCCAUUUCAGUGGGGACUGCCCACCGUGUCCGCUGCUGGUGUCAUCGGCAUGCUCAGCGCCGUCGUUGCCAGUAUCAUUGAAUCCAUCGGUGACUACUACGCCUGUGCCAGGCUCUCCUGUGCCCCACCGCCUCCUAUCCAUGCAAUAAACAGGGGGAUUUUCGUGGAGGGUCUCUCCUGUGUCCUCGAUGGCAUAUUUGGUACUGGGAAUGGCUCUACUUCAUCCAGUCCCAACAUUGGAGUUUUGGGAAUUACGAAGGUGGGCAGCCGCCGAGUGAUCCAGUAUGGUGCAGCGCUCAUGCUUGGCCUGGGUAUGAUUGGCAAGUUCAGUGCCCUGUUUGCAUCCCUCCCAGACCCUGUUCUCGGAGCCCUCUUCUGCACCCUCUUUGGAAUGAUCACAGCCGUUGGCCUCUCCAAUCUACAGUUCAUCGACUUGAAUUCUUCCCGGAACCUCUUUGUGCUUGGAUUUUCAAUCUUCUUUGGACUCGUCCUUCCAAGUUACCUCAGACAGAAUCCUUUAGUCACAGGCAUCACAGGAAUUGAUCAAGUGUUGAAUGUCCUUCUUACAACUGCAAUGUUCGUAGGAGGCUGCGUAGCCUUCAUUUUGGACAACACCAUCCCAGGUACCCCGGAAGAAAGAGGAAUACGGAAAUGGAAGAAGGGCGUGGGCAAAGGGAACAAGUCUCUUGAUGGCAUGGAAUCCUACAACUUGCCAUUUGGCAUGAACAUUAUUAAAAAAUACAGAUGCUUCAGCUACCUACCUAUCAGCCCAACCUUUUUAGGCUACACAUGGAAAGGCUUCGGAAAGGGUGAGACCAGCCGGAGUUCAGACGAAGACUCCCAGGCCACCGUAUAGCCUUAGCUGUGCCCUGUGGCUCAGCCACAGUGAGGCAUGUAUCUGUAGUCCCUUGCUGAGUAAUGAGAAGUAAAAUAUCUGUUCGUAUAUCUCCAUUUACAUCCUGCACCCCAGAGCUAAAACAGGUUGCACAUCCCUUUUCUGUUGUGGCUAGUGAUUGUGUCUAAAUAUGGUGUCUCACUUGUUUUCCUUAUUUAAGCCCUGAUCCCUUGUCCUUUGACAGUGUCCAUUGCUGGCCAUGGUCACUGAACUUGAAGUCCUCUGGAUCCUUCCUUUUCAGUCCCUUUCUAUUACCCCGUGCUAGCGUUCCUGAUAAGCCACCUCUGGGAUCCAGGCCCACUUUCUCUUCGCUUAACCUCAGUCCAUGUCUGCAGAGAUCUCUGGCCAAGGGGCACAACUCCCUGAUCUAGUGUGAUUCUGUUGUUCCUGAUUGUCCUAUAAGGUCAGUGCAGAUACUGUUGAAUGGGGUUCUCUUUAGGGGAUUGAAGAGUAAGGGAAAGGACCCAGAGCCAAUAGGAUUCUCCACUUCUUUCUCUCCCUGCCUCCCUGCCCCCUCUGGGCCAGCACAUUCAUAUUGGCCUCUCUUAGUGGCUGAGAUACCUUAUUUGACCUUUCUCGCUACUGGCUGGUGUGACACACACACACACACACAGACACAGGCACCAGUCAGGUUCGUGUCGGUGUCUUGGUUCUGUUGUCAUGUCAUGUGCGUCUAUAAUUACAAGGUUUUAUUCAAACUAUUUAAUGUUAUUGACUAUAGCAGAUUUUUUCGAAAUCAGUGUUUUUUUCCAUGUGAUCCUUUUCCCUUGUAUCCCUAUUACUUGUCCCCCAACUCCCCAUCUCCCCCUUAAGAAAAGAACCAGCAUUUGUAAAGCUGUGGACACCAUCAGGGAAGUUUGUUGUAUCGGCUCUUGAAGGCCAGUAAACCAUUAUUGUGGUUGUGUUUUGUAUUGCUUGAUACCAUGAAAGUGUAAAUACUGUAAUGCCUAAUCUAUUUAUCAAAACUGACUACUGGACCAGAGCCCAGAAACCAUGGGUAUCAAGUUACACAUGAAUGUGUUUUGUGAAGAAGGGAAGCUAGGACAAGUAACAAAAUGGGGCUGCCAUAUUGAAUGGCUCAUCAUCCUGGUAAAGUCAUGUCUCCCAUUCUUCUGUGGCAGAAGACAUGGCAAAGAGACUCUCUGUAGGAGCCCGCUGGAGCUUGAUUUCACCAACUACCUGCCUUUUCGGUUGUUGCAGAGGAUAGUGAGAAAAACAGCUUGCGGGCACUCUAUUUAGAGUCCUAACUUAUAACACUAAAUUCUUUCUGACAAAAUGACUUCUCUUGAAUUUGGUUCGAAACUUUGCCACCAAAGGAAAAGCCUGCUUCAUAAGGCUGUGCCUCUUACCUGCUGGCUGACCUGGCUGAUGGAGCAUUGGGUGGCAGCAGGUGUUCCUGUCUCUCGCAGCAGGAUGUGGGGUCUCAGGCCGCCUGAUGUCACUGGGUGCUUUCCUGUCCCCAGGCUGCCUUUAUUUCACAUUGCCAGGUCGUUGGUGAGUCACUAUGGUCCCCUUGACUCCUGAAGUCUUGGGCUUUAAGAACACCUCAGAGCCACUCCUGUUUUGCCAAAAUUUUACUUCAGAUUAAGUAAAGAACUUAGAUUCUAAAUUACACUUAAUUUGUGUGUAUUUUAAAUGUAUAUUCAAUGCACACUUACUUUAGAAGCACACUGGUUAAUGGUUUCCAACCUUCUUACCUUGAUAAGAUCGAUAGUUCUCCUGCAGCCCUGAAUUGCUACUGUUUCCUUCUGUCUGCUCAGGAUCUUCAGUUUCUCUGCUCUGAAAAAAACAGGGAAAACUGCUAAAUGUCCCAGAGAUUGGCAGGAUUCUAGUUUUCUAAGGUGAGCAGAAGGAACACAGAUAUCCAAAGAAAAAGCAUUAGAACUGCUGAGUAUGGUGUUCUACACCUGUGACCUUAGCACUUAGGAAGCAAAAACAAGAGUAUUAGGAGUUUGAGGCCACCCUGGGCUAAUUAGCCAAUUCUAGUUUGGCCUAUGCUCUAAGACCCUGUCCCAACAAAACAAAACAAAAAGCAUCAGUACUAUUGAUAAUUUAGGCCCAACUUCCCUUCAACCUAAUAUGACCAGGCAUCUUUCCUCCUGGGCGGUCUGUGUACCUAGAAUGUGGGCCUCUGAUUUCUAGAAAGCUUUUCCCUUUAGAAUCCUUUUUUGGGGCGCCAUAUUUUAUCAUGAGGCUCCAAUUCUGUUCAUCUUGGGAAAUGGCCUUGGCUAGCAUCCGCAUAAAGGAAGUCCUGCAAUCCUUGGAAAUAGUCCUCUCAUUGGAAAAAGGGUUUUUGCCCUUCUUGCUCCUUUGGAAUCAACUGUUGAUAUUCUAUCCCAGGAGGAGGAAAGAGAAGGGAGGUGGGAGAAAAAAGAGCAGCCUGAGCAUAUGGACCUCACUGAAUCUGGUCUCUUCUGUAUAGCCUUGAGCAAAUAGAGUUUCCUAACCAAUGAAUCUUGCAUGUGCAACAUUUACUCCCACAAGCCAUCUUAGGAAGUCAUCCUCACUCUACCAAGUAUACUACCGAAUGGAAGCCUAUCAUUGAACAUAGAAGAAUACUUGAGUCCAAGCACACACCUGACUGGGAGAUCUUCUUCUGAGAGGAAGGGUUUGGUGGUCUGUACUUGAUGCAUUCCCUGUCCAUAUUGUUGGCUUGUGCCUUGCUUUGACAGGAGGCCAUUAUGAAAUAUUCCACAUGUGAAUGUGAUUUUAGGACAACUCCAUUUCUGUUUGUCAGUGACUACCUACCCACCAUCUCCACCUUUCUUAGUCCCUAAGAAAGCCUUUGUGUUCACUAGGAAAAUCAGAAAGUGUUAACAAGGGCAGGGGAAUGGGGGGGGAGAUACCACUGCAGGUUCAGAGUAAUGGAAAAUGGCUAAAUGAGUUUCAUUGGGAAAUGAAUGAAAAAACAAAUGAUUUUCAGUCUCCUUAGGAAAUUCAAGUUAGCUUCAUGAGUACAUUUAUUUCCAGAACCUUCCUUAAGAGGGGUUCCAGUGUUCACUUUUAGAUUCUUAGGAUUGAUCCAAGCAAGAGAAGUGGCUUUUCCAGGCCAGCUAAAAUAAAGCAUCAUGAGUCCCAUGGUUUCCCAUUUCGUGGUAACAAAUUCACAUGCAGGAAUUGCUUUAUAUUGUAGAAUACUGACUUUUAUGAUGACAACUUGGUUUAUGCAUGAAUAUUGCAGUAUUUCCAUAUAGUAAAAUAACAUUUCUGCCCAGGAUAAUAGUCAGUUUUCCAGGGGGGGGAAUGAUAUAAUUUUCAUGACAAUGUCAUGUGCUGAUAGGAUUUCUCCAUUGAUGAAUCUCUAGUAUGUGUGGAUACUUUAUUUACCCAUAUGUAUAUUUUAUGAUCGUGAGCUAAAUUGUUAAUUAUUUCAUUUGUGUCCAUAGUCUGAUAUCAAUACAAGUCUAGCCUUUAGUAAUGAGUGCCACAAAAGUGGCCAGGCCAGACAGAAGAUGAGUCAGGAGUGGUGGCCGAAGUCUCAUCGCAGAACUUGUGUGGAUGGAGGAGAGGCAGCAUCCUGAAGGUGGCUAUGCUUGGUCUAUAUUCUCAACCCCAAGCUUGGCAUGGCUUGGAGUGAGGGCCUGUUCUCCCAGCUAUCAUUGCAUGCCAGCUAUGCAUACCCAGCCACACGCACCGUACAGGUUCCUUUGCAGCUCCUGCACCUGAGCAAUUUCAGAGCUCUGGUCCACAGAGAGCCUCCCUUUCUUCAGAGAAGAGGUUGGGCUUUCACAGGCUACUUGUCCUUCGGUCCCCUAUUGCCUUAGGAUGUGGACACAGAAUAGGACAUCCCCGCCCUCUACUCCUCUUGCAGUCAGAACCUCAGUAGUACAAGAAGGCUGCCUGUCUUUGCCAGUGUUCGCCUUCCACCCGUGGAUCCCCAAAGUAUAUGAGCACUGAGGGUCUGUCCCUCUUGAGCAGCCUCAUGAACAUUCCCAUCCUUCCUUUCAGGUUACUGUUGACUGUGCCUCGUCAUGGCUUCGGUAUCCCGCCACCUUCCCAUUUCUGUAUGUGUUUGCAGGCACUUAGGAUGCCCUUGCCAGUGCCACUCUCUGACUUCACAGUUCAUGAAUACCCUUCUCUCUGUGUUCCUAACUUCCUUUGCUUUGACACAUUAAUACAUUUCUGACUGUUCUUAAAACAGUGGAGAUGCCUCUUUUUCUUGAGUUUUUGUGACUGACCCUGCCUAUACACGUUCCUGGAGUUCUGUUUGUUUUUGUUUUUAUUUUGUGUUCUGAGGGUUAUUCGGGGGUAGGGUUGUUUUUUGAGAUGUGUAAUUCUUUUAUGGAGUUUUUAAAAAGAAUUUUCAUAUUGUUUUUUCUAACAUGGCUUCAUUAAACGUUUAAGUAUUUUAAAAAUAAUGUAAUAUUUGGACCAGAUGUUGUGAAUAAUAGUAGAGAUAAAGCUAUUUUAUUCUGUAUUUUUAAAACUGUUCCGUACAAAUAAAAGCUCUCCUGGACACAGUUUUGUUGUU
Dipodomys spectabilis (banner-tailed kangaroo rat) is the source of this 6713-nucleotide messenger RNA. RefSeq names its product solute carrier family 23 member 2 (gene Slc23a2). Gene Ontology annotation, cellular component: membrane. Bases 251 to 2203 code for a protein of 650 amino acids. Gene Ontology annotation, biological process: transmembrane transport; L-ascorbic acid metabolic process. The transcript has 16 exons. The record is from RefSeq and is a predicted model, not a curated record. NCBI's taxonomy places the organism in Eukaryota, Metazoa, Chordata, Mammalia, Rodentia, Heteromyidae. Gene Ontology annotation, molecular function: transmembrane transporter activity.